AUGCUCACGCAUAGCGCCGGCUUCGACAAUGUUGUACGAGCUGUGGGCGAGUCUGGAAUUAGGGCCUGCCUGGGCAAGUUGGUAAAACCACAGAGGACCGCCGCCGACACUCAGAUUUCCGACGUCCGUGACAGGGAUUUGGCGCAGAUGUCCAUCAAAGCCGCGCUCGCAGCCCACCAAGCCCACAACGGCUCCUUCUCCGACCGGCUCCACGUCUGGAUGGCAGCCAGCACGCCCCGAGGGUCACCGCUCUCCGAGCACCACGCCAUCGGGACCGCCUGCCACGAGCACGGGGCCAACCUGACCAUGCACUGCGCCGAGGCGUCGCGGGACCGGGAGAUCUACCGGGACUGCUACGAGGGCAGGACGCCCGUCCAGUUCUGCGAGGACGCGCGCCUGAUCGACGCAGGCCCGGAGGGCUCCUCCUUCAAGACCGUGCUCGCGCACAUGGUGCACCUGGACGCGGCGGCCGACCUGCCCCUUCUCGCGCGGAGCUCCCGGGGCGUCAGCGUGGCGCACAACCCCACGAGCAACUGCAAGCUCGCGUCGGGCGUCGCCGCGGUCCCGGACAUGCUGGCUGCGGGCGUGAAUGUCAGCCUGGGGACGGACGGCGCGCCGUGCAACAACACCUAUGACAUGUUCCGCGAGAUGCACAUGGCGAGCGUGCUGCAGGCGGGCACGAGGAUGAAGGCCGAUGCUCUGCCUGCCACGACCGUGCUGGAGAUGGCGACUAUCAAUGGUGCGAAGGCGUUGGGCCUGGAUGGGGACGUGGGGAGUUUGGAAGCGGGAAAGAAGGCGGAUUUUGUGGUGGUGGGUGUUCCGAUUAGUGCGGCACCUUUUGAGGAGGCGCAGAUCGUCGAGGGCGGCAUCGGUCCAGUGACCGUGGUGGUGCAUAGCUGUACCGCGGCGGACGUGGAGUCCGUGAUCGUGGGCGGGAAGUUAGUCGUUGAGAAGGGGCAGCUGGUGAACAUGGACGAGGACGAGAUCAAACGCAACGCAACAACAGCUAUCAGAGGCAUAAGAGACAGGUCAGGUGUGAAGGCUCGACCGUUGGCAGGUUGGGUAAUCAGAUAA
Molecule: messenger RNA, 1074 nt
Organism: Diaporthe citri
Lineage: Eukaryota; Fungi; Ascomycota; Sordariomycetes; Diaporthales; Diaporthaceae
Exons: 2
Coding region: 1-1074 (357 amino acids)
Molecular function (GO): hydrolase activity, acting on carbon-nitrogen (but not peptide) bonds
Source: RefSeq, a predicted model, not a curated record